CAUUUUAUUUUCUUCUGGACUUGACACGGAAACAGUAAAAAGGAGGAUUGAGUAAUCUGAAUUUCAGCUGUGUUUGUAUGAAUUUUGGUUUUUUCUUUUCCAUGGCAGGCAAUCUGAAUCAAAAUCAGACGCAGUAGUGAAGUGACUCAACGCGACGAACGAUCCAUUUUCACGCUGAUCUCAGGGUUGUUAGGUCAUCUUUGAUCGCAUUGAUGGACUCACAGAACAACAAUCCAAACCCUAAUCCUCUUCAUCGGAAUUCGCUACCGUCGUCGAUGCCGGUGUGGCCUACGAUCGAUGGGUCGUUGGGGUUGUCUGAGGAAGAAUCGGUGACCUACGCGCGGAGGUUUUACAAUUUCGGCUUCGCUCUUCUGCCUCUCCUUUGGGCCGUCAAUUGCUUCUACUUCUGGCCCGUUCUUCGCCAUUCUCACUCCUUCCCUCGCAUUCGCCCAUAUAUUGUUAGAUCGGCAUUUGGGUUUGCAGUAUUUGCUACUGUUCUGUGUUCUUGGGCUCUAACAUUUGCCAUUGGAGGGGAACGCCUCUUCGGACCUGUUUGGGAUCAAUUGGUUAUGUACAACCUUGCUGAUAGGUUAGGCCUAACAAGCUGGAGCUAGUUGUGUGGCACCUCUGAUACUUAUAUUUUGAUCUUUUAUUACCACAUUUACCUUCUUCCAUGCCUCAUGACUGCACUUGUACUUACAUAUACAUUUUACUAUAUUCUGUCAUUGAACUGAUAGUGAAUUUCAUCUUGUUGACACUCUUGAUAGAUAAGCAAUGUUUUGGAAGUAGAUAGAGAUCUUGGUUUCU
Messenger RNA from Vigna angularis (adzuki bean), 807 nucleotides. Its product is annotated as probable gamma-secretase subunit PEN-2. Bases 213 to 614 code for a protein of 133 amino acids. NCBI's taxonomy places the organism in Eukaryota, Viridiplantae, Streptophyta, Magnoliopsida, Fabales, Fabaceae. The transcript is spliced from 3 exons. The record is from RefSeq and is a predicted model, not a curated record. Gene Ontology annotation, cellular component: gamma-secretase complex.